This is a messenger RNA of Symbiodinium sp. CCMP2456, 285 nucleotides long. NCBI's taxonomy places the organism in Eukaryota, Dinophyceae, Suessiales, Symbiodiniaceae. The record is from the annotation of a GenBank genome assembly.
GAAACUUUGGCAUGGUUUCUGGCACGUUUUUCGGAUCUCGGCUGCUCCGCCAGUACUUACUGGCAGUAUGUGGACACGGAUUACACUCAAACUAGCGGAUGGUACAAGUAUCCACCCUCGGUGACGCGGUAUGGCGAGCCCAUCAGCAGGGAAGGCGACGUCAACCCAAAGGCUUGGGCGGCAUACGAGAAGACCGUGGCCGACGGCAGCUACUGGGGUGGCCUGGUCUGUGGGGCCGGGGGCGGCCAGAACAACGUCCUGUCGAAGCUCUCCUCCAUCUCCUCC